AAAGCUUAAAAUCAAUAGCUUUUUCUGCAUAAAAAAUUAAGUUUGUUGCAUGUACACAUUGUAAUCAGUUGAUAACUUAAUUUAAUGAGUUGGUCGAAAUGAAAAUAAAGAAAACAGUCUUAGCUCAGUAAUAUAUCGAUUUUGAACAGACAUUUCUGUGUUAACUUAACAUGAAAGUGUAUUCAGUUAAUACAACUUAAAAAUCUCGUAAGCGUCCUUUAAAAGCUGAGUACAAGGCUGACUUGCCCGGACAUGUUGUGCUCUCAGACCACUGAUCGAAAGAAACGGAGGCAAAGAGAGAAAGCGGAGAAGCGCCAUUUUGUACGGAACGUUAUCAAACGUUAAAGCUUUGUGACGCUCCAAUGUCUCAUCAAACCAAACUUAGGAUCGUUCUUCAGGACCAUGACAUUCGCAAACUUGACUUACCUCAUGGCCUCCCUGGGACUGUGGGUGAACUUGAGUCCAUUGUAAGAGAGACAUUUGGGCUUCAAGGGAACUUUACUUUGCAUUACAAGGAUGCUGAUUUUGGAGAGGAAUAUUUCAGUCUUACCUCAACAAGUGACAUCAAGGACAAGGACACAAUAAAAGUGGUUAACAUUGUUGAACCUCCCACAUUUACUCUGAACUUAACUGAAGUGAACACUUCCUUUGAAAGUGAAUCAGAAACCUCCAUCUGUAGCUCAGCAACCUCAGUCAGUACUUCAGUGACCGCCGUCGGUCCUCCCCAAAGCAGUUGCUCAUCCGGAUCCCAGGAUACACUGAUUCUAUCAUCACCUGAACAUGGGAUUCAGCGAUCACAGCGGUGGCCGGCUGAAUUUCCUGUACCUCGCUUUGCAUAUGACACAGAGCUUUUGCUUGCCUCAGGAAAUGAAGCUUUCAAGAAGGAUGGAAUUCCACUCAACUUUACCUCAAUCCUUCCAGACAUCCUUGAGAGACUGGCUGAAAGCGUCUUUCAGUAUGUUGCCUACCCAACAAGCGCACAGUUUCUGGAUGUUGCUGAGGCGCUGAUUCAGAAGCAUCCUUGCCUUAAAGAACCGGGGUCAUAUAAUGGAUGCUAUGGAUGGCAACAGAGACUAAAAUAUAAAAUGGGCAACUAUAGAACCAAGUUGAGAGGGCUCGGAUGCCCUGAACUUGAUGUGAACUCUCUCAGAAAGAAGCGACUACAUGAGAAAGCACCUGCAAAGAAUGUCAAAAAGCCAAAAAAGUCAGAAGUGAACUAUUUACCUCCUCACCCACAAGGAGAAACGGAAGAAAGUUUGGAAUAUGGAAGAGUGGAGCUCCUCAGUGAAGUGAGGAAGAGGGACAACUGUCAGAUCAUCAGUGACAAAAUGGCGAAGACAUUCUCCAUUCGCAGGCAGGAAGUUGUCAAUCAAGCACCAAAAAUCAAUGACCUGAAAGAAAGAUGGCCUGCUCUUUUUGAUGCAGUUCAGAUAAACCAAGAAUUCAGAAGGAUCACCACUGUUAACCUGGAGACAACAUUCAUGGCAAAGCUGGACCAGUACUCUCAGAAAAUAAUGUCCUUGCUGUCCUCAAGAGGAGGGGCUGCAAAAAUGCGCAUUCGGCGCAUCCAGAACAUGCUGCUAGAGGACGAUUCUGUGGAGAGAAGGCGAGAGGUCGCUAUCCGUGGCUUAGUGGUGUAUCUCAGGGAAAAGGAGGAGGAUCUCUUCAAAGAGCAGGAUGGUGGCGGGGAUAUUACCAAUGAAGUGAUGAAGAUUGUAACCAGAGGUGCCACAACGUCUGAUCCAGCCAGCGCAAGGAUCAUACUUGAAGGAACAGAAGUCCUAGCAGACCUGGAUGUACCCAGAGCCUGUGCCUUGCUAAUGGGGCUGAUAUAUGCACUCAACCUCAGCUACCCAAAAGAACUGAAAAACACUUUUGAAGUGUUUCAAAAGAUAUUCCUCGAGCUGGAUGAUCUGAAAGCCAGUCCUAAGGUAAUGUCACUAAAAAGUAAACUGUUGUACUAAAAAAUGUGAAGAGUGAGGCUAUCCUCAAAUUAAACGGGAAAUGUUCCACUGUUGUUUGCAAUGUGUUGUGUUACAUACUGUACAGUAGGCAGUAGGUGUAAAGUUGAGCGUUGAGCAUUAAGUACACCUAGUUCAAAAUAAUGCACUUUAAAAGGAUAGCUCGGGUCUUUUGAAGUGAGGCUGUAUGAGGUACAUAUGUAUAGUGAGUGUAUUACACACAGUAGAUGGCAGUCAGUAAGCUCCACCUACGGAGAAGCAGACGGGGCCACCGGCACGCAAGAUGAGCCUCCAUCCUAAUAAAACUGAUGUCAGUUUAAAUGUACAUUAUAUCAAGAAUAUGUUUACUGCUUUGUUUUGCUAUCAGACAGCCUUUUCUGUGAGGAAAGAGAAGUUCUACUGCUUGUUGUUUCAAUCGCUCUGGCCCACCAGCGUCCAUGGACAAAAACAGCAAUUUUACCUGACAGCACACAGGAGUUGCUGGUUUCCUGCUGCCUUGAUCAGUAAGUGUAAUUGUGUUAUUUGGUGACUUUGGUGUUAGUUCAGGUUAGUUCAGAUUUACCAAAGUCACACAAACAAACUGAGUCUAUCGUGCGUGUCGGUGGCAGGAAUGUGCUGACUGCUGUCUACUGUGUGUAAUACACUCACAAUGUACUUCAUACUUAAAAAAACCUAAACUAUCACUUUAACACAAACAAACUUGAAUCAGAGCAUGACUGUCAAAAUGUUCAGUCUUUUUGAGACAGAUUUACAGGGGUGUUUUAUGUCAUUUAUUUUAUGGAGGCAACAAUUUUGUCUGCUAUUGAAAUGUCAAUGACUCUGGAAUGGUGUUCUAAUAAACAGUUUGAU
Molecule: messenger RNA, 2810 nt
Organism: Oreochromis niloticus (Nile tilapia)
Lineage: Eukaryota; Metazoa; Chordata; Actinopteri; Cichliformes; Cichlidae
Product: sterile alpha motif domain-containing protein 3
Exons: 5
Coding region: 363-1964 (533 amino acids)
Source: RefSeq, a predicted model, not a curated record